Messenger RNA from Emericellopsis atlantica, 1026 nucleotides. RefSeq lists its product as uncharacterized. Gene Ontology annotation, molecular function: transmembrane protein transporter activity. Bases 315 to 530 code for a protein of 71 amino acids. The transcript is spliced from 3 exons. The record is from RefSeq and is a predicted model, not a curated record. Gene Ontology annotation, cellular component: membrane; Ssh1 translocon complex. Gene Ontology annotation, biological process: protein targeting; post-translational protein targeting to membrane, translocation. NCBI's taxonomy places the organism in Eukaryota, Fungi, Ascomycota, Sordariomycetes, Hypocreales, Bionectriaceae.
UCUUCGUUGCAUGCCUCUUUCCCCCAAUCUGGGCAGCGGGGCGCUAGGACAGCUAUAGCUCGGAGCAAUGAUGAUCCGCCCCUUCCCCAUGUCUCCAAUUCGAGGUCGAGCCAAGUGGUCUCAGAUGGAUCAACCGGACUAAGCCCGACGCCAGGGGGCCCCAACACUGGCCGAUCCAGUCUUGAGAACACGUCGCUGCGGUGGCCAAAUUAACCCCAGAACCGCUGCAGAGGUCCCUGAAAUCUGUCGCCAAACCACCACCUCCCAAUUCCCAAACACCACGCGACAAACGAAGCUUUCCAUCAUUUAUCACAAUGGCCGGCGAUCAGGUUCAAGAGCUCCUCGAGGCUCCCUCUGAAUUUGCAAAGAGCGGCAUCCAGUUCAUGCGCCGCUGCACCAAGCCUGACAAGGCGGAAUACCUGCGUCUCUGCCAGGCUGUCGGUGUUGGUCUGGUGAUCAUGGGCGCUGUCGGAUACAUUGUCAAGCUGAUUCACAUGCCUCUCAACCGAGUGCUAGUCGGUGGCGCGUAAGGGAGAACGAAAGGAGGAUGUUGUGACGAACUCGGGCGAGGACUGCCCAUCCGACGGGGCGAUAAUACCAUGUGCGGAGACUGGGCGUUGGGUUACAGGUGGAAGCAUACGGGCGGCGCGAAACCUCGGCACUGCUCCAUUCAAUACAUGUCAUUUGUUUUUCGCGGUCAAGAUUCAUGCUGGGCUGAAAGAUCAAGCAUGUAUACCUUACAUCCCAUUCUUGAUACACAGGCUAUGUAGAAUAUGGUCUCCAUUUGCGCAACCACUGGGGCUUCGGAUCAAUAGGCCUCUUCCCACUCAGGUUCGCGCAUCUUGGGAUCAUAGUUGACGGACAUUGGCGGGUCGCCUUCAUCAUUCAAGCCCUCAUUGAAGGAAUGUAGCGAACAGGUACCCCUCGCAAGGCUGUAUCCAUUCCACGCGGAUGCUACUUCUGUCAGCUUCUUUACCUGAAUCUCAAGACACGAUUUACUUACCAACGAGGAAAGGCGCAUUGGGG